Trichechus manatus latirostris (Florida manatee) is the source of this 2294-nucleotide messenger RNA. It is a transcript of the gene RASGRP4, whose product is annotated as RAS guanyl releasing protein 4. The coding region runs from base 130 to 2268 and encodes 712 amino acids. Lineage: Eukaryota; Metazoa; Chordata; Mammalia; Sirenia; Trichechidae. The record is from RefSeq and is a predicted model, not a curated record. Gene Ontology annotation, biological process: Ras protein signal transduction; positive regulation of GTPase activity. The transcript has 16 exons. Gene Ontology annotation, cellular component: plasma membrane. Gene Ontology annotation, molecular function: calcium ion binding; guanyl-nucleotide exchange factor activity.
GGGCAGUUCCUCUUUCCCUCUCAAGCACCGAGAAGGCCCCGCUCCUAGGGAGCUAAGCAGCUGGAGCCCAGGCGAGCGGGGAGGAGCUGUGAGCUGCGCUCUUGCAGGACCCCCUCCUCCGCAGGAAGCAUGAACAGGAAAGACAGCAAGAGGAAGUCACACCAGGAAUGCUCAGGGGUGACAGGGGCGCGGGGCCGGCCCCGACUGGUCCGCCGUCACAAGACCUGCCCCAGCCCCCGGGAAAUCAGCAAGGUUAUGGCUUCCAUGGCUCUGGGCGUGCUGAACGACAGGGGCUGCAGUGAAGAUGAGCUGCUGGAGAAAUGCAUCCAGUCCUUCGACUCAGCUGGCAACCUGUGCCAUGGGGACCACGUUCUCAACAUGGUGCUGGCCAUGCAUAGCUGGGUGCUGCCUUCCGCCCACUUUGCUGCCCGGCUGCUGACCUUAUAUCCUCCCCAGGUGGGAGCAGAGGUUGGAGGGAGGAGGGCAGAGUUGCAAAAGCCCCAGAGAUGGGGACAGGGUGAGUGGGGCAGGUCGGGGAUGCUGGAUAACAGAGCCUUGACCAAACUCAAGUACCAGGAAGCCACAGGGAACACGCAGGAGCUGAGGCAGCUGCAGAUCUGUCACCUGGUCAGGUACUGGCUGACCCGGCACCCUCAAGCAGUGCACCAAGAGCCCCAACUAGAAGAGGUUAUAGGUCGCUUCUGGGCCACUGUGGAUCAGGAGGGAGGCUCAGCCCAGAGGAACCUGGGGGGCUCCUCCAAUCUCCUGAGCCCUGGUGGCCCUGGUCCUCCACCCACCACGAGUAGCCCUGGCCUGGGCAAAAAGCGCAAAGUAUCCUUGCUUUUCGACCACCUGGAGACAGAGGAGCUGGCUGAGCACCUCACUUACCUGGAGUUCCGGUCUUUCCAGGCCAUCACGCCCCAGGACCUGCGGAGCUACGUGUUUCAGGGCUCCGUGCGGGGCUGCCCAGCUCUGGAGGGUUCCGUGGGCCUCAGCAACAGCGUGUCCCGCUGGGUGCAGGUAAUGGUGCUGAGCCGGCCCGGGCCCGCGCAGCGCGCGCAGGUCCUGGACAAGUUCAUCCACGUGGCACAGAGGCUCCACCAGCUGCAGAAUUUCAACACGCUGAUGGCCGUCACCGGGGGCCUGUGUCAUAGUGCCAUCUCCAGACUCAAGGACUCCCAUGCCCACCUGAGCCCUGACAGCACCAAGGUCCUGCUGGAGCUGACCGAGCUCCUUGCCGCCGACAACAACUACUCUUGCUACCGCCGCACCUGGGCCGGCUGCACGGGCUUCCGGCUGCCUGUACUGGGUGUGCACCUCAAGGACCUGGUGUCCUUGCACGAGGCCCAGCCCGAUAGGCUGCCUGAUGGCCGCCUGCACCUGUCCAAGCUCAACAGCCUCUACCUGCGGCUGCAGGAGCUGGCAGCCCUUCAGGGACAGCGUCCGCCCUGCAGCGCCAACCAGGACCUGCUGCACCUGCUCACGCUUUCCCUGGAUCUCUUCUACACGGAGGACGAGAUCUACGAGCUUUCUUAUGCCCGGGAGCCCCGCUGUCACAAGAGUCUGCUCCCCUCCCCCUUCAAAGCACCCCUGGUGGUGGAGUGGGCCCCCAGCGUGACGCCCAAGCCCGACAGGGUCACCCUGGCCCAGCAUGUGGAGCAGCUGGUGGAGUCUGUGUUCAAGAAUUACGACCCUGAAGGCCGAGGAACCAUCUCUCAGGAGGACUUUGAGCGACUCUCGGGCAGCUUCCCCUUCGCCUGUCACGGGCUGCACCCACCCCCCUGCCAGGGCCGCAAGCCCACCUUCUGCGACAGCUGCAGCGGCUUCUUCUGGGGGGUAACCAAGCAAGGCUACCGCUGCCGGGAUUGUGGGCUCUGUUGCCACAAACACUGCAGAGACCAGGUGAAGGUGGAGUGUAAGAAGAGGCCGGGGGCCAAGGGCGAUGUGGGCCUCCCAGAAGCCCCCGUCCCAUCCACGCCAGUUCCCCAUGCCAGCUGUGGCUCUGAGGAAACUCUCCCUGACACACUGACCCUGGACUCUGAGACUGAGUCCCUCCUUCACCAUGCUUGGACCCAGACGGAGCCCCCACCCCCUUCCUGGGUGCCAGAGAUGGAAGGAAAAGAUGUGCUGCUGAAGAGCACAGGACUUCGCAAGUCAGAGCAGCAGGGGCCCGUCCAGACUCAAGGGACAGAGACCCCUGACCCCUCCUCAAGCUUGAAUGCCCCUGACCUGACCCCAGAGAUAGGUCCUACCGGUGUCAUAAAUUAAAUUUAUUUUCCAAAAGACACGGCCCU